AUGGCCUCACCGUUUGUCCCUGUGCCUGUACCCUUGGACAGAGUCUCAUCGAGUGUUAGUAGCAAGCUAAAAAGGCCACCACGAGCUUCCUCUCUGGGAAGCGUCUCCAGCAGCUCAGAAUCUUCAUCCCCGAUAACCAGUUCAGAUGUGGACGAGCAUGGAAGAAGGUGUAGAAGUUCCCAGCUUCAUUGCGCAGAAAGAAGCAGUCGAAGCCAGACGCCACCGCCUCACAGCAGUUAUGUCACACAUACCAUAGGAAAUGGGACUUUUGAACCCUUACUGGAAUAUUCAAGUUGCCCCCGCUCUAUAUCUGCUCCAAUAGCGAGCCAGCAAGGAGAUGGAGAGAGACCCAUCACCCCAACGGUGCUGGGAUACGAAGUCAUGGAGGAGAGAGCAAAGUUUACGGUGUAUAAAGUCCUGGUCAGGAAAACCACAGAUGAGAGCUGGGUUGUUUUCAGGAGGUACGCAGACUUUUCCAGACUCAACGACAAGUUAAAAGAGAUUUUCCCGGGCUUUCGGCUCGCAUUGCCUCCUAAAAGAUGGUUUAAAGACAACUAUGACAGUGACUUUCUGGAAGACAGACAGCUAGGACUUCAAGCCUUUUUGCAAAACUUAGUUGCACACAAGGACAUUGCCAACUGCCAAUCAGUGAGAGAGUUUUUAUGUCUGGAUGAGCCGCCUGGGCCCUUCGAUAGUUUGGAAGAGAGCAGGGCCUUCUGUGAGACUCUAGAAGAAAGCAACUACCGUCUGCAGAAGGAACUGCUGGAGAAGCAAAAGGAGAUUGCCUCGCUCAAAAAGAGCCUUGAGGAAAAAGAGCAGGCCAUUCUGCUUUUGGAAAAGCAUAUCAAUGGUGAGUGUGGGACCCCCCAGUCUCCAUGUGGUCUGUCAACUCAGGGCAGCGAGAGCAGUGCAGAUGCAGAUGUGGAAUCGUCAUCUGCUGCGGAGGCUGAUCAGGACAUGCCAAACGAACCAGGUCAUGAGGCCAAAAUCUGAGAGCCGAGUCCAGAAAUGUGAGCAGCACAUGUGAGAUCCACCUGGGGCGAUCUUCUGCCUGUUGGUGUGGGCCACCAAUCAGCACCUCUCCUCCAAUCAUCGAGGUCACCCAGCUCGACCAACAGAAGAUUGAUAGUUGAAAACACUGGUCUUCCUUCUUCUCUCCUUCUCCCACUAUACCACUUGAGCUAUGUCCAUGAGCAGCUUGCUUUUUUUUCUGAAGCUGUGUAUUUACUUUCUACAGUCAGAUAUUCCUUUUCCCCCACAUCCCUUAAAUGGUAGGGUUUGGGUGGAUGCUGGAAUUUGUUUAAAAACUGUGGCUAGGAUUAGGUUACCAUUAUGAAAUAAUAUAAAAAGAACUGACUGGUUCGGCCCCAGCUUGUUUUCAUUAUUCCUAUAUGGCCUCCGUAUGCUGGGUCAUGAGAUCCCACUUCUGAUACUGAGAUAAGAAAUUAUGAAGGUUGUUUAAUGUUCUUUUAUAAUAAUAAUAACUGGAAUCACUUAAAAUUUCACAUGACUUAAAAGCAUUUACUUUACCUCCCCGAUUGACCUUUUAAGAUGCCAACUUUAUACUUCAUCCAUCCUGCUGACUCAAAGCCAAAGUUUGGCUUCUCGACCAAAAAAAAAAAAAAAUUAACUUGAAGACUAUUUAAACUUGAAGCACUGAAUCAGAUUAGGCAAACUUCUGAUAAAAAAAAGCCCUAUCGUUAAAGCAGACAAACAUGCCCAGAGAAGAUGUUUGAGAACUGAUAACAUAUUUCUUUUAAUAUUUCCACGUACUUCCCUGCCAUUGCUUUGCACUGCCAUUAAAAGUAUAGACAUAUCUCUGCCUGGGAAGCACCACUGUGUUAAUUAAACAAUUUCACAUAAGGCUUGCUUAUUGGGGUAAGAAAUGGUCAGUGAAGUACCGGUAAACUGAUUGUUACAUUAGUUUGCAAUCACUAAUUGGUCAAGUAUGGGAAUUUCGAGAUCACCCAAACCACCAUGACCAUCAUCAAAACACUUAAGGAUUUUUCACGAGGGCACGGUCUGAUUGUGGUUAGCACAUCUGCCUCACAGUUUUUCACUUCAUGUUAAGUGUGUCGAAUACUAAAUUUUGCAUCGGGUUGAAUGUCAGGUAAUGUUAGUUUAUUUGCAUGUGCGCUGUGAUUGGCUAACAACCAGUCCGGGGUGUUACCUGCCCCUUACCCAAAAUUCAGUUGAGAUACACUCCAGGUCACCAGUCACCCUAAAAGGAACGAUGGAUGAAUUUUUAUUCUGUUCAUUGGCAAAGUGAAACUACUGUUUUCUCCCCUUUUGUAGGGUAUUUAUAACCCUGCCGCUGUUACAAAAUAAAUAACAUAUGCACAUUAUAUAGUACUUCAUCUCUUGCUGGCUUCACAUGCGUUAUAACCGAUAUUAAAAAUCAUGCAUGUUCUAUGUACAAACCUGCACGUUCUUGAUCGAACUAGUGGUAGACCAAGUAACGCGAGCAAAUGCAUCAGAAGAGCAAAACAAAAGUUGCAGGUAUAGGGUUUUGAGAAAUUCAAUGCAAAGAAAUGCGUAUUUGCCUUCCUCAUGUCUUUUGUCACAUUCCUCGGUUUCAGGCAUUCUCGUGUGCAACGGGAUCCGGAGCCUACAGACAGUGCCAGAUAAAGUGCAAAAAUGUUUACAAAGUUUUACAUUACCUCCCUCCGGCAAGGUGCUUCCUAACGGGAAGUUGGUGAUGUGUAACUGCAAUGUCUGCUAGCAUACUGUGACGGGUAUAGAUAUUAUAUUUGGAAUGAAAGACUUACGUAAAAUGGAUGUCACUUUAUUGACACAUCCUUGGUUUUAUUUAUUCUCGGUGGUUGACGUUAGCUGCAAAAAUAGUGGAAAAAAACACUUUUCAACUUUGUUGACCUUUUUAUCAAUGCUAAGAUUAUCACAUCCUUAAAAGCCAUAUUUUUUUAAACAGUUGCUCUUUGAGCAGAAUUAGUUUCAGCUCGCUGUUGUUUUGUAGGUAAAAACUCUUCUAGAUAUGCCUUGGAACCAGUGGUUUGAAGCACUUUAUGGAGAAAUGCAAAACCCUAAUAAUAGUCGCUUUGAUGUGCUUUUAGUACUAGGAUCUAUUACUCUGAGAGACAUGCUUAUCCGCUCAAAGAAUAUUUUAUUCUGAAUUUAUCCUAAAUUGACAUUCAUAUCUGUAAGGUUUGUUUUCAUUGUUACUUGCUAAUUUGUAUACUUAAGUGCCUUUAACACAUUUCACAUAUUUAAUUUUGGUGGGUUGUUGUAGCUUUAUAUGCAUUAUUUGAAAUUUCUAUUAAAGGAAAUAAUGUUUGAAAUACACCUAUGUAUACGCCACUGCUUUGAAUAGACUGGACACAGAUGUUUAUGUAAUUGUAUGUAUGUUGAUUGACUCACAUUUCUGUAUUGUGUUUAAUUUGGAAGAAAAAUCGCUUUGAAAUCUGGUCAUAAGUCUGUACACAGCUACCUUAAUUCACAAAACACGGAAUUAUGUAUAGUGUGGCACAUAAAUGUAUCGUUUCUUGCAUUUUUCAUGUAACUGUAUAGCAGUAUGUGGUUCAGCUGUUCCAUUAGAGCCAAUUCUCAAGUGUGUCCUAUACUAAUCUGUAAAUUAAAGCAGCGAGAAAAGAAAUACUCAGAAAUCCUCUGGGGAAAGAGUUGGUAAUGCUCUCUCAAACAAACCACUUGCGCCUCAAAUCAAAUCCACACAAGACUUCUUAACUGUCUCCUCUGCGCCGUGCUGCGUGGCAGCUGGCCAACCGUGCCGCCAGUUCUUCAUGCUGAUUUGAUUUGCUUAAUAGAAAACAAAUAAAUGUAUAAAAUGUUCUACUCAA
This is a messenger RNA of Syngnathoides biaculeatus (alligator pipefish), 3812 nucleotides long. RefSeq names its product sorting nexin 16 (gene snx16). Bases 1 to 993 code for a protein of 330 amino acids. NCBI's taxonomy places the organism in Eukaryota, Metazoa, Chordata, Actinopteri, Syngnathiformes, Syngnathidae. Gene Ontology annotation, biological process: protein targeting to lysosome; early endosome to late endosome transport; endosome to lysosome transport. The record is from RefSeq and is a predicted model, not a curated record. Gene Ontology annotation, cellular component: late endosome; extrinsic component of endosome membrane; early endosome. Gene Ontology annotation, molecular function: phosphatidylinositol binding. The transcript is spliced from 8 exons.